Molecule: messenger RNA, 3738 nt
Organism: Pocillopora verrucosa
Lineage: Eukaryota; Metazoa; Cnidaria; Anthozoa; Scleractinia; Pocilloporidae
Source: RefSeq, a predicted model, not a curated record
AUGGCUCACGCCACAUCAACACAGAAAAACAUUGCAGUUCAUAUCCGUAGUUACCAGAUUUUUUGUGAACAGAGGGCUCUCCAGUCCUUUCCCAUUAGUGUUAAAUCUAUAAUUGCGUUCUUGUUUAUUGUCCAGUAUUUUGUCAGGCAGUUCUCGCACUGUGCAAUAAACUCAUUUUGCCCAAACUGUUGUGUCGUCUUGGUAACGCGGGUGAUUGAAGGCCCUGACGACCUAUUUGCACGAAACGAAGACGACGUUCUCACGAACACUCUGAAGAACUUUUGGGAGACUGAGGCAAUUGGCAUUAAGGAUCUGACUCAACAGGAAACGAAGGAAUCUUUCAAAAUCGACGUUGCAUGGAGCGAAGACCGAUACGAAGUCAAUUUACCGUGGAAAGAAAAUUGUUUGCCGCUAUCCUCCAACAACUAUCUGUUGUGCGAAUCGCGAUUAAGAUCCUUACAUCACAAGCUGCGCAAAGACCCAGAGUUAUUAGCCGAAUACGACAACAUCAUUCAAGACCAGUUAUCAAAGGGGAUAAUCGAGCAAGUACCGAAUAAAGAGAAAAUUGCUGCGCGACAUCAUUUGCCUCAUCAUGCAGUAGUAAGAAAGGAUCGUGAGACUACGAAGGUACGAAUUGUGUACGAUGGGUCAGCAAAAUCUGGUAACCAAGAGAAGUCACUCAACGAUUGCCUUGAAACUGGGCCAAAUCACAUCCCACAUGUUUUCAAUAUGCUAGCGCGCUUUCGGAAGAAUCCUGUCGGUAUCACAGCUGACAUUGAAAAGGCCUUCCUUAUGGUGGGAAUCCAAGAGGAUCAUCGAGACUUUCUUCGAUUCUUAUGGGUAAGAAACCCAGAUUGCGUUAAGCCUGAAAUUGUACAAUACAGGUUCACACGGCUCGUGUUUGGGUUACGCCCCUCGCCUGCUAUUUUGGGAGCGACAAUUCUACAUCACUUACAACUACACAAACAAAGUGACCCCGAAAUCGCUGAAUUAUUGGAACAAUCUCUGUACGUGGACGACCUGUUAACGGGGGAGUCAGACGAAGAAAGAGGUCUCUCUGUUUACAAGAGAUGCAAGAAGGUUAUGUCCAGUGGAGGAUUCAAUCUCAGAAAAUGGCGAUCGAACUCGCGAAAACUACAAAUGCAAAUUACGAAACUUGAAAGUUCACCAGGAUCAGCAAACACACAACAGGAGGUCACUAAUGUCAACAAAGAAGAUGACGAAUCAUUCGAGAAAUCGAGUGUUGGUUGUGACUCAACGACUUCUGACAACGAAGAUGCAGUAGUUAAAAUUCUAGGAAUGAACUGGAACACUCUCACAGACGAAAUUUUCUUCAAUUUCUCCGAUCUGUGCCCAUUUGCACAAGCACUUCCCCUCACCAAGCGAUCUGUUCUCAAGGUUACGGCCAAGAUCUUCGACCCCAUGGGAUUUUUGACGCCUCUAACAAUAGAGAUGAAGAUCUUGUUUCAAGAACUUUGUAUCAACAAAACAAACUGGGACGAAGAAUUACAAGGAACUUUGCUUCACCGAUGGAAAUCGUUUCUCCAAGAUCUGAAGUUCAUUGGCGGCUAUCGUAUUCCUCGAUGCUAUUUUUCGCGACAACCUGUAACCUCUCAGAUACAUGGCUUCAGUGAUGCUUCAGAACGCGCCUACGCCGCGGUGGUUUAUAUUCGAAACACGUACAGUGAUGGUCGAAUCGAAGUUAAAUUGGUCGCUUCAAAAUCGAGAGUCGCUCCUAUCAAGGCACAGACAAUUCCUCGAUUGGAAUUACUAGGAGCAUUAAUUUUGGCCCGACUUGUUAACAAGUUAAAGUCGAUUGGAGCUGAAUACACAACCGUUCUCUGGAGUGAUUCUACAACUGCUCUAUGCUGGAUCAAAAAUGAAAGAGUAUGGAAGCAGUACAUCGGUCAAAGAGUAGAAGAAAUUCGACGUCUAACUCCCAAAGAUUUAUGGAGGCACUGUCCAGGAGAAUUAAAUCCUGCCGAUCUACCAUCGCGUGGACUAUCAGCGAAAGAACUUUCUGCCAGCAAUACGUGGUGGAAUGGUCCGAGUUUUUUGUAUCAAUCCGAGAAUGAAUGGCCCGAAACUUCUCCAUCGGAACAAGUGAAUGAAGAACAAAUUUUACAGGAAGCCGUCAAGAACGUACCAGAUGUAACACAUUCCCUUAUUACCACUGCCUGCGACAAAUUCAACCCGAAAGUUGACCAGAUAAUCGACAUUGGACGGUUCAGCGACAGGACGAAAUCAAUUCGAAUAACCGCGUUUGUGAUCAAGUUCAUCAACAAGCUCAAAAACCGAACACUUGAAAACCGGAAAGAAGAAAUGGAAGAUUUAACAACCACCGAAUUGAAGGACGCCGAGAAUCUGUGGAUACACUCGGUUCAAGCAUCGUCUUUUACCGAUGAACUUUCUUUUCUGACUCGAAAGGAUUCGAAAUCAACGCCACCUAUACAUGUUCUGCAGUUGGGACUGUUUCUCGACGACGAUGGAAUUAUCAGAUGCAAAGGACGGAUCGCAAAUGCUUCCCUAGCGUCUUCUGCCAGAACCCCGAUACUUUUGGCUGCCAAACACGCUUUCACCAAUCUCACUAUUAGGAAUAUUCACGAUUUAGUCAAGCAUUCUGGGAUAAGGGACACGCUUACGAACUUACGAGAACGUUUCUGGAUUCUACGCGGUCGCGAGACAGUCAAGAAAAUCAUUCGACACUGCGUUGUCUGCCGACGAUUCGAUGCAGCACCAUGCAAACCUCCACCGUUCGCUGAUCUUCCAACCAACCGAGUCUCAGACGAUCCACCUUUUACUAAUGUUGGAAUCGACUUCACUGGGCCAUUUUACGUAAAGGAAAACGUCAACAACGCUGAAUGUGUCAAAGUUUACGUGUGUUUAUUUACAUGCGCUUCAACCCGUGCAGUGCACUUAGAGUUGACUCGUGGACUCGGUGUCCAAGAUUUCCUGCUUGCUUUCAGAAGAUUCACCAGUAGAAGAGGACUCCCGGCUAAUCUUCAAUCGGACAAUGCAAAAACUUUCAAAUCAUCAAGCAAGGAUAUUCGCAAAUUAGUACGGUCACCGGAAGUUUGGCGAUAUUUAAUCAACAAUCAAAUCAGUUGGAAUUUCAUUGUGGAAAAGGCGCCGUGGUGGGGAGGCUACUGGGAAAGGCUCGUUCGCAGCGUAAAGUCUCCUAUCCAAAAAACCAUCGGAAAAUCUACCCUCACCCACGAGGAGCUAAGUACUCUGUUAACGGAAAUAGAAGGGCUGAUCAACGCAACGCCGCUGACUUAUGUGUAUGACGACGAGGAAUCGAUCUCGUAUCCCUUAACGCCAUCGGAUUUGAUUUAUGGUCGAAGAGUUACUACAACUCCGAACAGUCAACAUUUCGAAAUCACUAGCACCUACGAUUCUCUGACGAAGCGACUUAAACAUCAUAGACAUCUGUUGGGACAAUUCACUCGUCAAUGGAGAAAUGAAUAUUUAACCAGCUUAAGAGAACAUGCUAUCAAGAACGCACGGCUAAGGGGAGACAAUGGCGAUACAGGGGUCAAGGUUGGAGACAUUGUUAUUCUCAAAAAUGACAGCGUUCGUCGAAGCUUCUGGAAGCUUGCGAAAGUAGAAGAAUUGCACCCGGGCCGAGAUGGAAAGGUGCGAGCAGUUUCAGUUAGAGUUACGAGUACCAAUGGUAGUUCAAUUCAGCGCUUGCGACGACCCAUUCAACACGUUGUUCCUCUUGAGGUGAACUCUUGA